AUUACGUUUAGGGAAGCGUACAUGUUUGUGUCAUGUGAUCGCUUGCUAAAUGCCUUUAACAAGAUAAAGAAUCUAUCACAACGGUGUAAGGGAAGGGAGCAGUGCAAGGAGGCUACUCAUAUCCCGUUUGUACACAACAUGGCAGAUGACCUGAAGAGAUACUUAUACAAACAGUUGCCCACGGUUGAAGGCCUGCAUGCAAUAGUAGUAACAGACAGAGAUGGAGUUCCUGUAAUCAAAGUUGCCAAUGACAAUGCUCCAGAGUAUGCCCUACGACCCGGCUUUCUCUCCACAUUUGCACUGGCGACAGAUCAAGGCAGCAAGCUGGGGCUCUCCAAAAACAAAAGCAUCAUCUGUUACUACAACACAUAUCAGAUUGUGCAGUUUAACCGAUUACCCUUAGUAAUCAGCUUCAUUGCAAGUAGCAGUGCCAACACAGGCUUGAUCAUCAGUUUGGAGAAGGAGCUUGUUCCUCUGAUUGAGGAACUGAGGCAGGUGGUAGAGGUUGCCUAGGAGUCAGGCAGCAUUACAACUACUGCAACAUCAUACACCUGGUUCAGGUCAAUAGAGCCACACACGGGCAUCUAGGAUAUUGCUAUAAUUCCCCUUGUGUUGACACACGUGCACCUGUAUAAUGUUAGCUGUGAAACUGUAUUUCAUGUGAGUUGCUCUUGAUGCUGUAUGUUUCUCUUAUGAAUGUAACCCUUUCUGUUGGUUUGUUUUCUUGUAAUUAAAACAUUUAAGACAGUGUAUAAAAAUAACAUUUAUAGAAAAUUUACAUUUUACAGAAGUAAAUGUUUUAUGCAAAGAAGACAGAACUUUUUCUGCAUUCCUCCAUCCUUGAGCUGAGUUGUUUGCUAAGUAGAACUGUAUAUUCAGUGCAAGUUCACAAACAUCACAUUAAAACAUGUCUUUUCUCUGCUGGUCUUUGAAUAUUACAGCAGAGGGGAAGCCACACUAUUGUGUGAACAAUUCAGUUUUUUUUUAAAUAUAAAUAAGUACACACCAUACUAGAAAGGUUUAAUUAAAAAAUAAAAUAUUGGAAACUUGUUUGCAAAUUUAGUUUUUUUUUUGUUAUUUUGUUUUGUUUUUUGCAAAAACACUAGAAAAAUGGAGAUAUCUUUGGUCCCUUCUUUCAUGUUAGAGUCACAUCAUAAAUCUACUUUAAAUUCCAUGCUCCAGAAUGUGUCAAAGGUGCAGUCAUAAUCACCUUGAUAGAACAAUCUGAGCUAACGACUAUCACAAUGGCUGUCCAUAUCAUUAUGGGUCCACCAUCAUGUUUAAGACUUGGCAACAAACAUUGUAUGCUAAAAGCUUCCUAAGUUUUUCUCUAGACAUAAACAAGUCUGCAAUUAAGAGAGUGAAAAACAGCGUUAAAAAUAAUGGUAAUUUAACAUCUGUGGAGAGCUCUGGCUUGUGACCACUCAUCUUUCUCCUGUGCAAUUUGGUGAUAUCAAAUCACCAAGGCUGACUACUUGGCCUCUUUCACUUAUAGUUGUUGUCUGUUGCUUUGAAAACUCACGUCAAACUUUGACCUCUUUGUGAUGUGAUGUACUGCUAAUUGAUACUCAUUCAAAUUACUCAUUUGCAUAGCCGCCUUUGUAAUUCUGAUUCAAGUUACUUCAGAUGUUAGUCUUUUCGGUGUGGUACUUCUGUUACAUUGUCAGUACCUUCUACUGCACUGCUGUAUGAGCCAGUGCUGCAGUGUCCUACUUGGUUCCACAGGGGAAAAAUAAAUUUAAAUGGCCACAGUUA
This is a messenger RNA of Electrophorus electricus (electric eel), 1755 nucleotides long. It is a transcript of the gene lamtor3, whose product is annotated as late endosomal/lysosomal adaptor, MAPK and MTOR activator 3. The record is from RefSeq and is a predicted model, not a curated record. NCBI's taxonomy places the organism in Eukaryota, Metazoa, Chordata, Actinopteri, Gymnotiformes, Gymnotidae. Gene Ontology annotation, cellular component: Ragulator complex. Gene Ontology annotation, biological process: cellular response to amino acid stimulus; positive regulation of TOR signaling.